GCGGAUGCGAUGUAUCCUUUUUCAGUGGAGUGAAUGGGCCAAUGGGAGUUGGCUUGUCGAAGCAAACACCGAGCCCCUGCGUUCCCAUUCAUUCAGUGCUGCAACACACACGGAGCUGCGGGGAGAGAGAGAGAGAGAGAGAGAGAGAGAGAGCGCGCGCACCGCCGUCCGUGACCCGACGACGAUACAACUUUUUUUUCUUCUCUCUCAUGCACAAGAAGAAGAAGGAGACGAGCAGCAGCCCGAUUCCUCCGCAGCAAUAAACUGAAACGCCGAAGCUCUUUGCGCACGCGAAGAAGAAGAAGAAGAAGAGGAGGAGAACGCCUCUUGGAUAUUAAGCUGAAUUGUCUCUUGGUUCGAUUUGUCCUCCUAGACGGGGACUCUGGCUCGUCUUGGCCCGUAAAGAUCGGCCUUCCUCCCCCCCUCCAAGUGCGCAAACGGUUCUCCGGGGCGCGCGUCCUCCCUCCCUCACCCGGAGCUUCCCAUCGUGGAUUUACUGUGUUUUUUCGGAACCGAAUGCGCGCGCUCCAACCCGCGCCCUGAACUUUUAUUUCCUCAAGCUUGUAACCAAGAAGGGGGAAAAGGGAAUAAACGACAACAUUGAAAGGGAUAAAACACGCGCACUCGGAUUAACCAGACGUGAACGUGAUGCAGCAGACCUUCCGCGGUUGACGUGCGCGUUGGGACAUUUCGCGUCUUUCCUUCCUGCUGGAUGGAGUUCUGUUUCGCCUGUUCAUGGUUGAUGGAUUCGACGCUAUGGAUGGUUGUUGCAUAUAGGUUUUCCGAUGCAUGCCAAGUCUACGGUGAAUGUCGGAAGUGGUGAUCCCCCCAGAUGGAGCUCCAAAGUCAACAUGGCCCCGGCGGUUCAUUAGUGGUGAUCCAGCAGCCUUCCCUCGAGAGCCGGCAGAGGUCGGAUUACGAGCGGGAGCUCCAGCAUGCCGCCAUUCUCUCCCUGGACCAAAUCAAGGCCAUCCGCUCCAACAACGAGUACACCGAGGGGCCCUCGGUGGUGCGGAGGCCCCCUGCGCCCCGCAUGCCCCCCAGGCCCCAGGACAAGCAGGAGCGGACUCACGAGGUCAUCCUCGUUAAUGUGAACAACAAUUACGAGCACCGGCCGCCAGGUCACCACCACCACGUCGGGGGCGGCGUGGUGGUCGUGGCCGGGGGACAGCAGUAUGGCGGGUCCCGGGCGCCGGGGCUCAGCCGCUCCACUAGCACAGGAAGUGCUGCCAGCUCGGGGAGCAACAGCAGCGCCUCCUCCGAGCAGGGACUCUUGGCACGCUCGCCCCCCACCAGGCCCAGCAUGACCUUACAGCACCACCACCGGGCGGAGCGGCCCGUUCGGACUCAGCCCAAGCCCAAGGCCCUUUCGCAGCCCCAGCAGGGACCUCACUUCCACCAGCCUCCACUGGAGGCUCCACUCAAGCCCCAGGGCAAAGGGAAAUCAGACUUUUCCGGCAGCGGCAACGGGGUGGUGGCCGCCAACGGCGCCGCCGCCGGGCACCAGUUCAUCUGCGAGCGCUGCGGGAAGUGCAAGUGCACCGACUGCACGGCCCCCCGGAGCCUGCCCUCGUGCCUGGCAUGCAACGGCCAGUGCCUGUGCUCUGCGGAGAGCGCGCUGGAGCACGGCACGUGCAUGUGCCUGGUCAAGGGCAUCUUCUACCACUGCUCAAAUGACGACGAGGGGGACUCGUGCGCCGACCACCCGUGCUCGGUGUCGCGCUCCCACUGCUGCUCCCGCUUCCUGUGCAUGGGAUUAAUGUCGGUACUCUUCCCCUGUCUGCUGUGCUACCUGCCGGUCAAGGGGUGUCUGAAGGCGUGCCAGGGCUGCCACGACCGGGUCAACCGGCCCGGCUGCCGCUGCAAGAACUCCAACACUGUCUAUUGCAAACUGGAGAGCUGGGACCGACAGACGCAGGAGAAACCCUCCUGAUCGUCGCCCCCCCCCCCCUGUGUGUGAUUGUGAUUGCGUGUGCGCGGGAGACUCUUGAUGUGGAUCUUAUGAUGACAAUGAUAAUGAUGAUGACAGUCAGAAAUUAAUGUUUAUCAAACAUUCUUAGCACCUCCCACCCGCCCCCUCCUCCUUCCUGCAGAACCCUACGGAGUUAAAGCAAAGGAGUAACGAAAACCACUCGAUUUUAUUUUUCUUAUUUUUUCUGGAUCAAGACCAUGUUUGUUUGUUUUUACAGACCAGUGUUUGCCAUAACUGUUUCAAUGUCUGUCCUCAGCUCCUCAUUAACAAUUAUUUUUUGGAAAAAUAUAUAUAUAUAUAUAUAUAUAUAUAUGAAAAAGUUUUUCUUCCGUUCUAGGUAGGCAGGUUUCCUUUCCUGGGUCUAGUGUGCCCCAGCGGGAAGCCGCCUCUCACCAAAUCUGUGAAGGACGAUCUUCUGUAGGGCAAUGAUGUAGCUGUUACCUGGUAUUCAUAGCGAGCAGGUUAUAUGUUUGAAUUAUUGGUUUGCGACCACACAAAGAUCCGUGGUUCCAUAAUGCAUCAUCCCGUUGCAUUGACGAAAGCACAUCCAUCUCAUAGUGUUUCCUCCUCCCACCUCGGAUAUGUUUCUCUCCUUCCACCCGACCCGGAACUCUUCACUACACAUUCUGUGGCAUUCUCCAGAUGUUUGUUUUGUUUUUGUUUUUUCUUUUCAUUUUUUUUUUUGUGUAAAUUGUAUUU
Molecule: messenger RNA, 2671 nt
Organism: Scophthalmus maximus (turbot)
Lineage: Eukaryota; Metazoa; Chordata; Actinopteri; Pleuronectiformes; Scophthalmidae
Gene: spry1
Product: sprouty homolog 1, antagonist of FGF signaling (Drosophila)
Exons: 2
Coding region: 833-1933 (366 amino acids)
Biological process (GO): negative regulation of MAP kinase activity; multicellular organism development; animal organ development
Cellular component (GO): cytosol; membrane
Source: RefSeq, a predicted model, not a curated record